AUGUGGGGUUCCAGCAGAUAUUUGUGUUACCCUGGAUGGCCCAGAGCCAGUUCCCUGGGUUCCAGUGACAGGACCUUGCUUUUAUGCUCCCUAGUGGAAGGAGAGGUUGGCAUUAGCCUCUCUGAACCACGUGGACUGAGAGAGGUUUGGGAGUCAGAUGCCAAAUUCCAUUUUGGAUGUCCCAACCAAAACCAGCUCUUAUCCCAAAACAGGAAGCAGAGGAAAAACCACACCAGCAAACUCCAUGAGCUGGCAUUGCUGCUACCUGUGGGCCUGAAGGCAGGUGGCAGGAAGCUCACCAAGAAGGAGAUUCUGCUGCACGUGCUGCACUACAUCCACUACCUGCAGAGAAGCAUCGCCGUGGCCAAGGCCUUGCUCAAGCUCCACGCCGCCGAUGGGAAAGGCGGACUUGGGGACCGCCAGACCCGGGCCCAGCACCCCCGCCGCUGUCUGGCCCUGGACAAGCUCAGGAAACAGGUGACCCCUUGUGCAGACCAGAAAGGAGGACAUGUGGGAGUGACCACCAUUCCUCCAAGAUGCUUCGACUCCUGCAUUCACCCCAAGGCUGCAUCGUCCCCACCUCAAGGUGACAUAAAGGGAGAAAGAUCCUGGCUGGCAUUGCCAGAUGUGGCUGAGGACAGCAUCCACUGUGACCUUUCAAGCUGCUAUUUCGGACAGAGAGCCCAGGACGAUGGGCAUUAUCCCACCUUUAAGGCCCAGCAAAGGGCUGAGAGGAUCCAUUUCCUCAAUCGGACACAGUCCUGUCCCAGGCAGAAGCUGGUGUUCUACGAGUCCAGCGAGGAAGCGGACAAGGAGUCCCCAGAUGCUGACCCUUGGCUUCCCACCUGCACCCCAGAGGGCGGCCACCACGGGAGCCCGCUAGCCUCGGGGCCUUCCCUGAAUGACACCUGGAGUGUGACUGGCCAUCCAACCGAGAUCCUAGGCCUUAGCCCUUCCUUCUUCAGCUCCCCUGGGAAACUGCUGCCAGAACAGAUCUUGGAGGAUGGCGCCGAGUACCUGACCCAAGAUCUCUUUGAAGAAGUGUUCUCAGAUCCUGUGUCUUCACCUUUUGCCUGCGUGCUCGAGGUACCACAGAAGGACACACCCUCGGAGGUCGCCAAAGAGCCUCCCCACUCCCACAGACUGUGCCGGUCCUCGGUCUCUCAGGACCACUGCUACCUCGUACUGAGCGACAGCAGCAAGGGGCCGUCCUCCCCCAGCUCCGAGGACUCGCACACCGACACGGACACAGAGUCGGUGUGGAAGCAGCAGCAGCAUGCUCAGGCCGACCACGAGGGCCCCAAGUCCUCCAGCGAGGAGGACGAAGACUACACCUGGACCCCCACCCGGCGGGCCUCGACCCUGCCCGUGGCCGGGAGGAAGACGAGGAAGGGCUGGACAGGCAGGGGCCCUGUGAAAUCCAAGAAGAAGAGGACAGUCCCCUGCUCCACGCAGAUGAAGAAAAAGUGUGUCAAUGGCUUCAUCAUGUUCUGCAGGAUGAACCGGAAACAGUACAUCCGAGCCUGCCCGGGGACCGCAUCCACAGCUGCCACCAAGGAGCUGGCCCAGCUCUGGCGAACGAUGACCCAGCAGGAGCGGAAACCAUACUGCGUCAAAGCUCGAAGGUUCAGCCGUCGGCACAACCGGAUCGUGAAGCAGGAGAGCUCCAGCAGCGAGGACGAGGACUGGGAGACCCCCAAGCCCUUCUACCAGCUGCUGGCUGAGAAGGCCCACUGUUGCCCAGAGCUGGCCUCUCAGCUGCCCCCUCGCCGUAAAUGA
This is a messenger RNA of Pteropus alecto (black flying fox), 1779 nucleotides long. RefSeq names its product basic helix-loop-helix and HMG-box containing 1 (gene MEIOSIN). The record is from RefSeq and is a predicted model, not a curated record. Bases 1 to 1779 code for a protein of 592 amino acids. Gene Ontology annotation, molecular function: protein dimerization activity. Lineage: Eukaryota; Metazoa; Chordata; Mammalia; Chiroptera; Pteropodidae. The transcript has 13 exons.